Molecule: messenger RNA, 1185 nt
Organism: Melanaphis sacchari
Lineage: Eukaryota; Metazoa; Arthropoda; Insecta; Hemiptera; Aphididae
Product: putative inositol monophosphatase 3
Exons: 4
Coding region: 89-1105 (338 amino acids)
Biological process (GO): phosphatidylinositol phosphate biosynthetic process
Cellular component (GO): endomembrane system
Molecular function (GO): 3'-nucleotidase activity
Source: RefSeq, a predicted model, not a curated record
CUUUACAGAAACGAUGGUUUUCGAAAAAAUUAAUUACUUUACUGUUACAAAAUUAUGUUAAUUUGUAAUUUAUGUAGUGAUUAUAGUCAUGAUUGACUUUCAUAUCAACAAAUUAAAACUGAAAAAAAUGAUUGUCCGAAAUAAAACUCUAAUUAAAUUAUUUGCUCUCUUAAUUUUAUGUACAGUUAUUCUUUACGUGAGCAAAUACAGUUUUAAUAAUAGAUAUGAAUUUGUGAAAGGUAAAGACCUUUUGGAACAAGCAAUUCGAGCAGCACAAUUGGGUGGUAUUCAAGUUGAAGCUAUCCACAAUGAACACUUGAUUAAUUCCCAAUCAAAAGGAAAAACUGCUGAAGGCGCAAAUGAUCCAGUCACUAAUGCUGAUUAUACAUCUCAUUGUGCUAUGUAUUAUCUGUUGAAAAAAAAUAUACCAAAUGUAAAAGUGAUAUCAGAGGAAGAAUUAUCUGAAAAAGAAUGCAAAAAGUUAAAUAUAAAAAAAUUAAAAAAUUAUGAUAACGAACACAUAACAAAUAUUGAUGAAGAAUUUGAGAGGAAAUACAUAACUAUAUGGAUUGAUCCAUUAGAUGCAACACAAGAAUUUACUGAAAGUUUGACACAAUAUGUUACAACCAUGGUCUGUGUUGCAUAUAAAGGUAAACCUAUAAUGGGUGUUAUACAUGAACCGUUUUCAUCUAAAACAACAUGGGCUUGGCUCUCAAAAUCAAGAUCAAGUAAUUUCAAUAAUAUUAAAGUUCCUAGAAAAAAAUCAAUUAUUAUUUCAAGAUCACACAAAGGUGAUGUAAUGGGUCUAUUAAAUCAACGAUUAUAUGGCUUACCAGUUGUAACAGCUGGAGGUGCAGGAUUCAAAGUCUUACAAGUUUUAUUUGGAAACUCGUCGGCUUAUAUCCAUACAACAAACAUUAAAAAAUGGGAUAUAUGUGCUGGACAUGCUAUACUAAAAAGUAUAGGAGGUGAAAUGACAUCGUUGGAAAAUGAAGAUAUUACGUAUGAAAAAUAUACAAGUAUGAUGCAUGUUGGAGGAAUAUUAGCAACUGCACGUGAUCAUUUAUAUUUUAUAAAUGCUCUAAAAAAUGGAAGAAGUGAUUGAAUUAUUAAAUAAUAGGUUUGUAAACUUAUAAGUUUUGAAUGUAAAACGUUAAGACAAUAAAGUUAUAAUUUUCAUUAAAA